Solea senegalensis (Senegalese sole) is the source of this 1066-nucleotide messenger RNA. RefSeq names its product proteasome 20S subunit beta 11a (gene psmb11a). The transcript has a single exon. Gene Ontology annotation, cellular component: proteasome core complex. Bases 30 to 932 code for a protein of 300 amino acids. The record is from RefSeq and is a predicted model, not a curated record. NCBI's taxonomy places the organism in Eukaryota, Metazoa, Chordata, Actinopteri, Pleuronectiformes, Soleidae.
CUUGGGAAGAUACAGUCUCGCCUUUGCAAAUGACUGACUACAAGAAAUGUGGAUUGACUGGUGGGGGCCCACUCCACUUUUUCAUCCCAACCACCCAUUCAGUGACAGUCUGCAGGCCUUUCCCGCUGUCUCACGGAACAACAACCCUUGGUUUUAUUUUCCAGGGUGGGGUCAUUGCUGCUGCGGACACGCGUGCCAGUGCCGGGGGGCUUGUUGCAUGCCCGCAUGUCCAUAAGAUUACCCCCAUUCACUCUCACUUGGUGGUCACCUCCUCGGGCAGUGGUGCGGACUGCAUGCUGUGGGAGCGGAUUUUAACCAGAGAGAUCAGACUGUACCAACUGCGGAACAAAAGGCGCCUGUCAAUUCGUGGAACUGCGAAACUCUUAUCAUUUAUGCUGCACCCGUUUAAAGGGACUGAUGUGUGUGUGGCUCUCACACUCUGUGGCUGGGACAAAGAAGCAGGUAACACUGACUAUUCAACGACACCACAAGAUUCCUCCUUUCUAACUGGUCAUAGCUCCUCAGCAGCUGUUUGUAGCCAACACGAUACUACAAUAGGAUGUUCCGCAUCUCCUAACACUGGCCCUCAUCUAAUAUAUGUGUGCAGUGACGGAGCACGACUGGAAGGGGAUGUCAUUUCUGUUGGUUCAGGUUCACCAUAUGCAUAUGGUAUCCUGGAUGGAGGACUGAACUGGAACCUGAGCAGAGAAGAGGCCAUCUCCCUGGCAAGAGAAGCAGUGUUCAGAGCCACUCACAGGGAUGCAUACUCUGGAAACAAUGUGGACCUCUUCCACAUCACAGCCCAGGGAUGGAAGCAAAGAGAGAGGGAGGACUUGAGAGAUGAAUAUUAUAGAGAUAUGGAGAGAAGAGCAAAGGCAGUGGAGAGAAAAAGAGAUACACAACUGACAGUAUGUGGGCAGAAAUUGGGUUAGGAGUGAGGAUUUCAGAAAAGCAUAAAAUCACUGACCAGUUUUUUGCCUUCAAUUGAAAACAAUAGAUUGAAAAAGUAUAUAAAGGGGGAAGAGAUAGCAGAGAUAGAAAGGGAUCGAGAGAAUGCUGAUGUAAG